AUGAAAUCUUCACCAUCAACGACAUCGCCAUCGGCUUCAAAUCCACAAUUUAAACUCAAAAAACCAAAUAAAUUUUCAACUACUACAGCAAAAUCUAUUGUGCCAUUAAAUCUUGGUAGUGAGAAAAGUGAAAAGGGUUUAGUAAGUAAUAAUGGAAUUUUUUCAAAUACAAUAAACACAUCAGGACAACCAACCAUACCAUUGGUUUCUUCUAAUAGUGUUUGGGGUGGAGUAAAACCAGCCACUCCCGUUAUUACAACUACACCAACACCAUCAUCAACAACAACAGCAACAACAACACCAGUAACACCAUCAUCACCUCAACAAACUACAUCAACAACAAAUACAACAUCAUCAAACACUAAUACAAAUACAGGAGCACCACAAACAGUUGCAAGUUUAAUCCAAUCAACUCUUUUACAUCCAUCACUUAUAAAUUCUUCUACAUCAUCACCACUUGGUGGCUCAACUUCAUCUUCAACAUCAUCAAUUUCAUCUUCAACAGAAAAUUUAGCUGCUUCAUCAACUUCACCUCCACCACCACAACCAUCAUCAUCAUCACAACCAUCAUCAUCAACUACUACAAACCCAAUAAAUAAUGCAUCAACAACUGCGCAAUCUCAAUCAAAUACUGUAGAUACACAACAAACAUCAAACACAUCAAAUUUAGUUAUACCACCACAACCAACCACCACCACAACAACAACAACAGCGACCCCAUCAACAACUAAUCCAACUACAACAAAUGAUUCCUAUAUUUCACCAUCUGUCGCAAAAAAGAAAGAUAUUAUUCAACCACCAUCACCUCCAACCUUUUCAACAAUUAAUAAAAAUACCAAUUAUCCUGCACUUG
Molecule: messenger RNA, 853 nt
Organism: Dictyostelium discoideum AX4
Lineage: Eukaryota; Evosea; Eumycetozoa; Dictyosteliales; Dictyosteliaceae
Exons: 2
Source: RefSeq, a predicted model, not a curated record